AUGUGGCUCGAGAAGGAGAACAAGCGCCCCGGCGAGGCGCUGGGGGACAUGGCCGCGCCCUACAAGCGGCAACGCGCCGCCCUGUGUGUCCCUGCACAGCAGCAGCAGACGCGCCGCGCCGAGGCCGGCGCUGGCUGCCUCGCGCCCGGAAACGACGUCAACGACGUCGAGAUGCGCGCCUGCGCGCCCAUUCUGCGCGAACCCACCUCCUCGAACUGGCCAUGCACCAGUAACGUGCACGGGUGGCUGGUCGGGCGCGUGAGCCUCACGCCGGAGACCAUCGCGGCGAUCGUCCGGCUCAGCGAGAUAUGGGGCCUCACCGUCAUCGGGCGCGGCGUCAAGCUGCGGGGGGUGCAGCUGCGGGGCGCGCCGCCGGGGAUGUUCCAGGGCCCCGGGUUCUGCGUGGACCUUUACUGCGACGCGGGCAACGCAGUGCCGCUGGUGCGGUCGGGGCUCCCAGCGGCGUCCGUGGUGGCGCAGUGA
Molecule: messenger RNA, 483 nt
Organism: Pedinophyceae sp. YPF-701
Lineage: Eukaryota; Viridiplantae; Chlorophyta; Pedinophyceae
Source: the annotation of a GenBank genome assembly